AUGUCUCGACCUAAGAAAACAUCGAAUCAUUUUAUCUUAUCAUCUGAUUUGGAAACGUCAAAUGAUGGAAAUGAAAAAAAAAUAAUGCGACAAAGUUCGACAAAUCGAAAAGAAACACGUUCUACAAAACAAAUUCGUAAACGUGCACGUUCGUUUAUUGAUGAUGAAGCACAAGAAGAUGAUCAAUUACAUACACAAUCAGGAAGUUCAUCAGAAUCAAUUCGAUCUUAUAUUGAAGAUAAUGUUAUAUGUAAUUCGGUUAACGUACAUGAUAAAAAUUCUGAAAAUAUUACUAAAAUGCAAAUUCGUAAUGAAAAUGAUACUAGUAUCCGAGAUACACAUCAAAAAAAUGAAGAAACAUCAAUUAUUAUAAUCGAAAAUUAUACUUUAGUUCAACAAAACAAACAAACUGGUAAAUUAGUUAUUGAAUUUAAUAUCUUAUAA
Molecule: messenger RNA, 444 nt
Organism: Adineta steineri
Lineage: Eukaryota; Metazoa; Rotifera; Eurotatoria; Adinetida; Adinetidae
Source: the annotation of a GenBank genome assembly